UUCGAGCCGAAAUUCGAGACUGAAAUAACAAAAUUAAAAAACGAUGAAUUUCGAGGGUCAACGAGGACGCGCAAUUUUUCCAAAUUUCUUCUUUUACAAACACCCGAGCGCUAGUAAAUCAUCGAUUAAUUCUCCCAAUCAUUCCGUUUGUUCGUACAUUUCGGGGGUGAAUGGAGGGAGAAGAAAAAAAACAGCGAAUGAUGAGUCCUCCGCGAAUGAUUAACGAUCAUCAACGAAUUCGAAGACCCAUCAAUCGUCGACUUGGGGGAUACUUAUAGGGGCCGAAGCGAUGGAAAAUUCGUUUAUUCCAAGAUGAGUCGUUGGCAAAUAGUCGUGUGCUUCUGUCUCGUUUCCGCGGGCCAUGAAAGUCUGCAGAUUCACGAGCACAUGACCGAUGAAGAGGUUCGAUCCGUUUUUCACACCGACCGGAAUUCAAUUCCGGACUACGAAGUCGUGCCAGUUUCUCACUCGGUUCCUGGCGAGGAUGGGAAUAAAAAUUUGAAAGUUUUUUUCAAAGCCUUCGGCGACGACGUCAUCCUCAAUCUUGAUCCAGCCGGAGAUUUUCUGUUUUCUGAAAAUACGCCGAUUUACACCGUUGCCUCAAAUUCUUCGUAUCCGAAUGGGCUGAAGUAUGAAUUGGUAGCCGGCACUGACUUGAAUAAGCGGCCCACUAUUUACGAGGAUGCCGAAAAAAAGGCGUCGCUCGCAUCCUACGAAGGGGAGGACGGAAGAAUUCAUUUUAAUGGGCCCUACGGAGAAAAAUUCAUAAUUCGAUCGAUUCCGAACAGAGUUUUAAAGAUCGUCAACCAGAAUGUAACCGACGAGUACUCGAAACAUCCACAACGAAUUCAUGGGCAUGGAGACUACAUAAAACUAGCCAACGAUCACGUAAUCGUGAAGUUUCCUUUGGAAGAAUUAACUGGUCGAUCGUACGGUAACGCUGACGAAAAUCUCUCGAAACAACUUUCGGAAAUGAAAGACGAAAAUCCGGGUCCCCGAGCUCCGCCGGAAAUAAUUUAUCCCGAAAUUUUAGUCAUCAUCGACUACGAAUCUUACAAAUCCCACGGAUCCAACAUUUGGGACUCCGUUCUUUAUUAUGCAGCCUUUUUCAACGGUGUAGAUCUCAAAUACAGAAUACUGGAGCAACCGAAAGUCCGACUGAACAUCGCAGGAAUGGUCAUUUCCAUGGACCACGAAGCAACUCCUUAUUUGAACAAAAAACGUAUAAAAGAAGAUUUGGUGGAAGCUGCUGCUCUGGACGAGUUGAGUUUGUAUCUCUACCAAGAAGCUCGAUUUCCUAGGAAUUCUUACGACGCUGUGGUCACGAUAACUCAUUCACAGUUGUGCCAGUGCACGAAGAACCAAAUAUCCGAUUGUCCAGCAGUCAGAGGCAUCAGUAAAUAUGGAACUGCUUGCUAUUGGGACGACAAGACGAAGAGAAUGGAGUCAGUGGCUUUGGUACACGAUACCGGUUUCAGUGGAAUUCCAACAGCUGCUCACGAGUUAGCUCACGUUUUGGGAGUCCCUCACGACGGCUCAGCCUCGCUCUCGUACGUGGGAGGGCCUGGAGCGAAGGAUUGCAAAUGGGAAGACGGCUACCUCAUGAGCAGUUUCCGUCACGACCAACGCGCCCUCACCUGGUCAAUAUGCAGUCAGGAGUGUUUUAGAUACUUUCUGAACAAACCCCAAGCGAGCUGUCUCUACAACCAACCGGCAGAACCGAAAGAGACUUUGCCGAGAAUAUUACCGGGAAAAUUGUUGUCGGUCGACGAACAAUGCUUCCGAGCGAUUGGAGGAGAAUCUUGCUGGCACAAUGAAAAUGUCUGUACUCUACUCUGGUGCAGAGUGCCCAACACCGACAGCGACUGCAUUGCCAGCACCCCAGCAGCCGAGGGCUCGGAAUGUGGAACCGACAAGAUAUGCAUACGUGGCCAAUGCGUGAAUGCUUCGCUCGAUCACUGGGAACCGUGAUCCAACAAAAUUCUUGAUGAAAUGUCAAAAAAAAAAAAACGUUUGGUCAAUUAGAAGAGCGACCAUUCGAAAUCAAUGAUUGUAGCAAAAGUUUGAUAGUUUUACUGAAUUACUGUGAAAUAAUCUUCGAAAAGAUUCAUCAUUUUUAAUCGAGUUUCUACAGUUAUGCAAAUUACAAUACUUAUUUAGUCGCAAUCGAACAAGUAAUGUGGAUCGGAUACUCUGGAAUUUCGGUACCGAAGAACGAAAUUACCGUGAAUGUAAUUGAUAAGAAAAAUAUUAAUUGUAACCGAAAAAUCAGUCGAUCGAAAUAAAUUUAUGAACAAGAGUGA
Molecule: messenger RNA, 2303 nt
Organism: Venturia canescens
Lineage: Eukaryota; Metazoa; Arthropoda; Insecta; Hymenoptera; Ichneumonidae
Product: venom metalloproteinase 2-like
Exons: 13
Coding region: 313-1971 (552 amino acids)
Biological process (GO): proteolysis
Molecular function (GO): metalloendopeptidase activity
Source: RefSeq, a predicted model, not a curated record